Pestalotiopsis fici W106-1 is the source of this 1254-nucleotide messenger RNA. RefSeq lists its product as uncharacterized. The record is from RefSeq and is a predicted model, not a curated record. Lineage: Eukaryota; Fungi; Ascomycota; Sordariomycetes; Amphisphaeriales; Sporocadaceae. Gene Ontology annotation, molecular function: FAD binding; monooxygenase activity. Bases 1 to 1254 code for a protein of 417 amino acids. The transcript has 6 exons.
AUGUCAGCCGAAAAGAUGGCAAACCCACUCAAAGUCUUGAUAGUAGGAGCAGGGAUAGGUGGCCUUGCUGCAGCAAUCGCAUUGCGGCAAGCCGGCCAUCUGGUCCAGCUCUUCGAGUCUAGUCGCUUUGCAGCGGAAGUCGGAGCAGCUAUACAUCUGCAACCCAACGUGGUCGCGUUGCUGCGGAGGUUUGGCAUGCGGCCGGAGGAACACGGAGCGAACAUGGCGGAAUGGGUCUCUGUGUUCACCUCACAGGGGGACGCUAUCAGUCAGAGAUCAAUAGCUAACUUGGAAAGUAAAUACACAUAUCCAUGGCAAUUGAUACAUCGUGUCGACCUCCACGAGGCCCUCAAGAGCUUGGCUCUGGACGAAAAGGAGAGUGGAAAGCCAGUCUCCUUGUAUCUGCGUUCUAAGGUUGUGUCAUGCAAUCCUUCUGGGCCUUCCAUCACUCUUGAAGAUGGGCGCACUUUUGAAGGUGACCUUCUUAUCGGUGCUGAUGGAGUUCACUCAAUUCUACGCUCAACAAUCAGUGGAGAAGACAUUCCAAUUGCCCCAUCGGGUGGGAGCGCAUUCAGAUUCCUCGUCUCUGUUCAGAAGGUGAAGGAAGAUCCCAUUACGGCACACUUUGUUGAGAAGCCUGGCGACUUCCAAGUGUGGGAGGGUAAACAUCGCAGGCUAGUCAUUUACCCAUGCAGCAGAAAUAAUACGGAACUGAAUUUUGUGUGUCUGCACCCUGAUACGGAGAGCCAGGACAGUGUCGAAGGGUGGAACAACACGGCUUCCGUAGAACAUCUCGUCAAGGUCUUUUCCGAAUUUUACGAGCCAAUGAGAGAGCUACUCUCAAAAGCGGAUGCCGAUACGCUGAAACUGUGGCGGCUGUAUGAUCGCGGUGCCCUUGGAACUUGGGUUAAUGGCUUCGCAGCCUUACUGGGAGAUGCGGCUCAUCCUUUCUUGCCUCAUCAAGGUCAAGGCGGAGCACAGGCUAUUGAGGAUGGGGCAGCGCUAGGUGCGCUCUUACCCCUAGGCGUCACGAAGGACGAGAUUCCCGGCCGACUCAAGCUGUACAUGGAGGCGCGUUACGACCGGGCGACACUUGUCCAGAACUUUUCGCGGCAGAUGGCUUUCCAGACCAGCGACAAGGACAAGGUGGGUGGCUUCAGCCCCAACCCCAUGGAGUUUGCCGAGAUCAACUUUCGUCAUGAUGCAUUUCUGCACGCGAAAGAGAUCCUACAAAAUCACCAAAAAGGGAAUUGA